AUGGCCACAUCUUUGUCCGCCGUGGGCGAAGCCUCCAAUCCCCCUCGUCGCGCGUCAGGACGUGUUCGAAAGCCAGUUGAAACUACCGGGUCGAGCCCAACAAGCAUCGGUAAAAGAAAGCGCGGCGAUCAUACAGAUGCUCAAGGCGAUGCACAAAUGACGGAUGACGACGUGUCGGACGAAGACCAAUCAUCAGAAGAGGGCGAACCAGAUGAAGAGGAGGUUCGCGAACAACGCAAAAGGGCACGGAACGCGAAGGCUUCCGCCCCCAAGAAGCCGGCACAGAAGAAGGCCAAGGUGAACGGCACGACACUGGCCAUGCGACCUGCUCCGGCUGGCGCGAGGAAACGAGCGGCAAAGAGAGGCAAGGCGGUCAAUACGCAAGAUGCGGAGGAAGCCGGCGGCCUAUACAGCGAGGUCUUCGCGAGCGGGGCCACACUCGAAGAAAUCGCCGCAGAGUGGCUCAAGACCUUCGAGGAGCAUGAGUCGCGCGCUCUGGCCAGUGCAACAGCCCCAACAGAGUACCCCCUCAUCGCGAAAGGCAAAGCCGGCACCAUCUUCAAGGAGAGCUUCUCCGGCUUCUCAAACGCGUUGCUGAAGGCCGUCGCUGCGAGCGGCAAGCUGUAUGACGAGCCGUUGAUCAUCGACAACCUAGAGGUUUGGUUCUCCACCAUGUCCUCGGCGGGGAACCGUGCAUUCAGACAUACGGCUACAGUCGCCUCGCUCAAUAUCAUCACUGCUCUGGCCGAAAUCUCUGCUGGGAGAGGGAAAGCUGCAGCAGAUGGGCAGCGACAAGCGACCAACGAACGCAACAAGAAGAAUCAUAACAAGGCUCGCGUGCGGGAUAUUGAUGCCAGAGUGAAGGAGGCCACACAAGCGCAGGAGUAUAUCCAGGAGCAGCUGAAAGACUGGUUCGACACGGUCUUCAUCCAUCGAUACCGUGAUGUCGAUCCAGCCAUUCGACGCGAUUGUGCGGUCGCUCUUGUGGACUGGAUCAUGGCACUUCCAGAGUACUUCCUCGAUAGCGGACACCUGCGCUACCUUGGCUGGGUGCUGAGCGAUACCGUCGCAGCUACGAGAGGCGAAGUGGUCAAGCAGCUACACCGGCUGUACAAAGACAAAGACAAGAUCACUGGACUCGGGACAUUCACAGAACGUUUCCGCUCUCGCAUUGUCGAAAUUGCAACAUCCGACGCUGAAUCGAGUGUACGUGCUUCUGGAAUUGAAUUAUUGUACGACAUUCGCGAGAGUGGCCUUCUGGAGCCGGACGACAUCGAUGCUGUCGGCCGUCUCAUCUACGACUCGGAUUCCCGCGUACGCAAAGCCGUUGCUGCCUUCUUCGCCGAGAACGUCAAGGAUCUCUACAACUCCAAGACGGACGACCUCGGCGGGGUGGAAAGUCUCGAAGAGUCUCUGCCCGAACCCGACGAGAGCAAUUUCGAUACUCCGAGACUGCAAUGGCUGAUGUUCAAGUCGCUUGCAGAGAUGAUGGUAGAGUACGAUGUGGAAGACGAUGUGCCCAAUCAUGUCGAGCGUGGCCGAGACGGCGGACUGACUCUUCAUGCUGCUGCGAAUGCAGAGUCGAGAUUCACGCUUGCGGCGGACGCUCUUUACGACAAUGUAGACGCACUUCAGGACUGGCAGGGCUUGUGUGGUUACUUGCUCUACGAUCACUCGGCAAGCCGUACGAAUGGCGUGGCGAGUGAUCCUCUGUCUCAGCUGAAGCAGGAGAGCGCGCUGAAAGAGCGGGAAGAAGUGAUCCUGUUGGAGCUUGUCAGCGCCAGCGUCAAGCACGCUAUCAUUGACCUAGCCGAGAGCGCGACAAAGGGGAAGCUCACCAAGAAGCAGAAGGAGGAGCUGAGCGAAGAGCAAGAAGACGCCGCACGACACCUCGCCCUCGUCAUCCCCAAGCUUCUGAAGAAGUUCGGCGAUGCCCCGAGCACUGCCGCCGCGGUAUUGCGGAUUCAGCGCGCACUCAACCUGCCGUCUAUGAGAGACCUGCGGCAGGAUUCCACGGCGCAUGCUGCGUUGUUGGACGACAUUCGGAAGCAAUUCAUGUCGCACGGCACGGAUGAAGUGCUUGGUCCCGCCAGCGAGGCCAUCCUACACGCCAAAUCGUACGGGGCACUCGACGAUGUAACGGAAGAGAAGCUCGGCAUGCUGUGGGAAGACGUGAUCAACAAUCUCGCCGAGCUCAUCCACCCCGACGCAAUUACCGUCCGCGGGGCUUCCGAAACCGAGCAGCUGGUGGCCAUCAGCAACAACCUGCUCCGCAUCACUCGUCUCGCCCAAGUCUCAAACCCCAUCGCCGCGCUAGAAGACAGCAGUAUCGCAGACAACAACAACCCCUCCAACACCGACUACCAAGGCGCAAUCGACUACAUCAUCGCUCUAAUCCAGCGCGCCCAACCCUCGCCCAACAUCCCCUCCAUCUCCCCCGAAGACAGCCACCUCGAAGACCAAAUCGCGUCCCGCGCCGCCGACGCCGCCUUGCGCUACCUGCAAUGGAAACUGCAACUCAUCAUGCAAAACGCCGCCUCGGCCUCCGCGUCCGACAUCCCCUACGACGAACUCGAAGCCCUCGCCACCCGCCGCGACACUUUUGUGCACAACAUCGAAGCCGUGCUGCAGGCGCGCGCCGGCGGCGAGAGUGUGUGCGCGAGCUUGGCACAGGAUAUGCUGGAACUGCACGCGUCUGCCGUCCUGCUGAAAACGAUCAAACUCCGGCCUGGGAUGCGCGACGAUUGGGAGGCGCUGGUAAUGAGUCUGGACGAGGCGGCCGUCACAUCUAUCCUGCGCGUCUUCACCGCAGUAGAGAAGUCCUUCGCCACGCUAGCAAACAAAAAACUCGAAUCCGCGCCCGCCGAGAAAGCAGCAGAUGCCAAUGACGACGAAGAAGACGUCCACGCCGACCCGCUGGACGACGACGACGACGAGCCCAUGUCCGACUCCUCACCCUCCGACGAAGACGAAGCUGCGCAGACGCAAGCCUCGCAGCUCCGGCGCGAGAACAAGUUGCGCAAAACCGUGCUGGCGGAGAAGACGCUGUGCGAACUCGCGGGCAAGAUGAUCUACGCCGUUCACGCGGGCGUUGAUGACAGGGGCCGGAUGAAGCGGCGCUUGCAGCGGAAUCGGGCGCGGCUGGGGCCGAAUUUCAAGGAGUUGGUGGGGAGUUAUUUGGAUUUGGGGAAGGAGGGGAAGGGGAAGGGGAAAGCGGCGAGGGGGAAAGCUAAGGAGAAGGUUGGUGCUGGUGCGGGGGUGGGGCAGGCGAAGGGCAAGGGGAGGUUCAAGAGUAAUGCUAUUGUUGCUGAGGAUGAGGUUGAUGAUGAGAUUGAGGAUGACGAGGAGGAGGAGGAGGAGGAUGUGGUGGGUGGGGGUGAGGAGGUGGAGAGCGUGCGCGAGGAGGAUUGA
This is a messenger RNA of Neohortaea acidophila, 3411 nucleotides long. Its product is annotated as STAG domain-containing protein. The transcript is spliced from 2 exons. Gene Ontology annotation, biological process: sister chromatid cohesion. Bases 1 to 3411 code for a protein of 1136 amino acids. Gene Ontology annotation, molecular function: chromatin binding. The record is from RefSeq and is a predicted model, not a curated record. Gene Ontology annotation, cellular component: chromatin; nucleus; cohesin complex. NCBI's taxonomy places the organism in Eukaryota, Fungi, Ascomycota, Dothideomycetes, Mycosphaerellales, Teratosphaeriaceae.